This is a messenger RNA of Zingiber officinale, 2864 nucleotides long. Its product is annotated as pre-rRNA 2'-O-ribose RNA methyltransferase-like. Gene Ontology annotation, molecular function: rRNA (guanine) methyltransferase activity; rRNA (uridine-2'-O-ribose)-methyltransferase activity. Gene Ontology annotation, biological process: maturation of 5.8S rRNA from tricistronic rRNA transcript (SSU-rRNA, 5.8S rRNA, LSU-rRNA); rRNA methylation; maturation of LSU-rRNA from tricistronic rRNA transcript (SSU-rRNA, 5.8S rRNA, LSU-rRNA). The record is from RefSeq and is a predicted model, not a curated record. Gene Ontology annotation, cellular component: nucleolus; preribosome, large subunit precursor; nucleus. The transcript is spliced from 11 exons. Bases 99 to 2648 code for a protein of 849 amino acids. NCBI's taxonomy places the organism in Eukaryota, Viridiplantae, Streptophyta, Magnoliopsida, Zingiberales, Zingiberaceae.
CGGGACGCUUUGUUUCUUAAACCCUAAUUUAUAUACACUACCUCUUGUUUUGGGUAUCUCAGAGAUCGGGAGCUUUAGCGGCGGCGGCGGCGGCGGCGAUGGGCAAGGUGAAGGGGAAGCAGCGUCAGGACAAGUACUACCACCUUGCCAAGGAGCAAGGUUACCGCUCUCGUGCCUCCUUCAAGCUCCUCCAGCUCGACGCCAAGUACCGGUUCCUCCCCUCUGCCCGCUCCGUCCUCGACCUCUGCGCCGCCCCAGGCGGGUGGCUCCAGGUAGCUGUUAAUCAUGCUCCCGUAGGAUCCUUCAUCGUCGGCGUUGAUCUCUUCCCCAUCCGCCCUAUUCGCGGUGCUCAUGCCCUUGCUGAGGACAUCACCACCCCCAAAUGCCGCGCUGCCAUCAAGCGCCUCAUGGACUCCAACGGCUGCUCUGCCUUCGAUGUCAUCCUCCAUGACGGGUCUCCGAACGUUGGAGGCGCCUGGGCCCAGGAGGCCACCUCACAGUCGGCCUUGGUCGUGGAUUCGAUCAGGUUGGCCACUAAUUUCUUGGCUCCUAAAGGAACCUUUGUUACCAAGGUUUUCAGGUCGCAAGAUUACAGUGCCAUUAUUUUUUGUCUCAAGCAGUUUUUUGAUAAAGUUGAAGUGACUAAACCAGUUGCAAGUCGGUCGACCUCUGCAGAAAUUUAUGUAAUUGGGGUAAGAUAUAAGGCCCCUGCAAAGAUCGAUCCUCGGCUUCUUGAUGUGAAACAUCUAUUUCAAGGAGCGAUAGAACAACCUAAGGUUGUGAAUGUUCUUAGAGGAUCAAAACAAAAGAGAAAUCGUGAAGGGUAUGAAGAAGGGAAUACUACACUGUGGAAGGUUGGCCUAGUUUCUGAUUUUAUACAGUCAGAGUCAUCAGUGGAAUUUCUCAGCUCUGUAAAUGCAUUAUCAUUUGAUGAUCCAGCAUGUUUUUCUUUUAGGGAUCACGAGUUAACCACAGAUGAGAUUAAAUCGCUCUGUGAGGAUUUGUAUGUACUUGACAAAAAAAGUUUCAAGCAGCUGUUAAAAUGGCGCAUCCACAUUAGAAAUGCAUUGUCUAAAGAGAAGGUGGCUUCAACAGCUAAUGAAGACAAGAUUGUUAUUAAGGAAGAUGAUGCGAAAGAGGACGAGCAAGAGGACGAGGAUGAUAAAGUUCUAAAUGAAAUGGAAGAGCUGUCACAACUGAUGGACAAAAAGAAAAAAAAGGCGAAGAAACUUCUUUCAAAGCGCCGAGCUAAGGAUAAAGCACGAAAAGCAAUGGGAAUACAAAUUGAUGCCACAGAAGACAGCUAUAUUGAGAGGGAUUUGUUUUCUCUUUCUGCUAUCAAGGGUAAGAAAGAAUUGCUUGCAAUUGAUUCAACAGACCUCAAUGAUGAAUAUGGCGAGGACAAUUUAGUGGACAGUGAUGACGAAGAGGCUCAGAGAGAAAUAGAAAAGGAGGAUUCAUCCGAUGAAAUGGACUCUGAUGAGGAGCAAAGGAGAUACAAUGAACAACUUGAAGAAGAGCUUGAUGAAGCAUAUGAACGAUAUGUGACCAGAAAGGGGGGAAGCACCAAAGAGCGAAAACGUGCAAAGAGGACAUCUGAUGAUCUGGAUUUAAUAGAGGAAGAAAAUGAUGGUGAUGACCUCGUUCAUCCUGUUGAGGAAUCUGAUCAAAAACAAAAUAAAGAAUCAAAUCCUCUAAUGGUACCUAUUGUUGAAGAUGAGCAGCCAACUGAAGAGCAAAUGGUGGAGAGAUGGUUCGGUCAAGACGUGUUCACUGAGGCAGCAACAGACGGCAUGCUUGAAGACAGUGAAAGUGACGAGGAAAAAGAAGCAAAAAUUGUCAAAGUUCCUGCAAAGACCAAGGAAAACAUUAAACAACCGCUGGAUUUGAGCCUCCCUAAAAGCCUUCCUAAGUCAAAGAAUACUGAGCAGGAUGGCUUUGAAAUAGUUCCAGCUGAACCCAUGGAAACAAGUGAUGACGACUCUUCAUCUUCUGAUGAAUCAGAUGACAUGGAUGAUUAUACAAAAGCUGAAAUAUUAGCUUAUGCAAAGAAGAUGCUGAGAAAGAAACAGAGAGAGCAGAUACUCGAUGAUGCCUAUAACAGAUACAUGUUUGAUGACGUAGGUUUACCAAAAUGGUUUGAAGAUGAGGAGAAGAGGCAUUGCCAACCCAUCAAGCCCAUCACUCGAGAAGAAGUUGCUGCAAUGCGGGCACAAUUUAGAGAGAUUGAUGCUCGACCUGCUAAGAAAGUGGCAGAAGCCAAAGCAAGGAAGAAACGGGCUGCUAUGAAAAAGUUAGAGAAGGCUCGACAAAAGGCGAACUCCAUUGUAGAUCAGACUGACAUAUCUGAACGUUCCAAGAGGAAGAUGAUCGAUCAGGUAUACAAGAAGGCUGAACCAAAGAAGCCUCAAAAGGAGUAUGUCGUUGCAAAGAAGGGUGUCCGAGUGAAGUUGGGCAAGGGUAAGGUGCUUGUGGACCGGCGGAUGAAGAAGGACGCUAGGUCUUAUGGCUCCGGAAAGCCAGGCAAGGGUGGUUUUAAGAAGGGAAAUAAAACUACUAAAGGGAAGAAGGCCCAGAAGGGCAAUCAGUCUGCAAAAACAAACAGGUCGGAGAAGAAAGGCAAGGGUAAGGGACGCAAGCAUGCCUAAUCAUCAUCGACUCCUAUCUAUUACAAACAUUUUGUUUACCUUUCCGAAGCCAUUUUCCUCAGAGUUAGCCUCGUUUACUAUCAAUUUUGACACAGAAAACAAUGCUUCUAGAGAUUUUUAAUCAGCUAUUGUAGCUUUGUCUUGUGUCUGUUGCUAUUGUUUCUAUUUCUUGUAGACUCAUAAUAUUGACAUUAUGCACUUAUUGUAAAUGCUCUA